AUGAUCGCACGUAAUCUCUUUCUUCCUGCUGCUCAUGCCCGACCUUGCUCAACCGGACAUUCAGCCGAUGUGGCUGCCUACUCCUACGGCGUCCACCACGCCAUGAAGCCCCAGCGGAUGCGCAUCACUCAUGAGCUAGUUCAAGCAUAUGACAUGCUUCCAAAGAUGAGCGUACUUCGUCCCAAACGCGCUACCCCCGAGGUCAUGACGCGUUUCCACACGGACGAGUACAUCAACUUCCUUACCAAGGUCACUCACGAAAACGUCCGCAGACUGACGUACCAAGGCACGCGCUUUCUCAUUGGCGAAGACAACCCCCCAUUCGAGGGCGUGUUCGAGUUCUCGUCCAUAUCCGCCGGUGGCUCCAUUGCCGCCGCAAAGCGCCUUAUGGAAGGUCAGUCCGACAUCACCAUCAAUUGGGCCGGAGGGCUGCACCACGCCAAGAAGCGCGAGGCGUCCGGCUUUUGUUACAUUAACGACAUCGUCCUCGGUAUCCUCGAAAUGCUCCGCUAUGUUCCCCGUGUGCUCUACAUCGACAUCGACUGCCACCAUGGCGACGGCGUUGAGGAGGCCUUCUGGAUGACCGACCGCGUCAUGACCUUAUCUCUCCACAAGUUUGGCGAGUUCUUCCCCGGCACUGGUCUUCUCGAAGACAGGGGAAGGGACAAAGGAUUUGGGUAUUCGGUCAAUAUUCCAUUGAAGGACGGUAUCACAGACGAGUCAUACAAGAGCAUAUUUGAACCUGUGGUAGACAAGAUCCUGGAUGUGUUCCGCCCCUCCGCAAUCGUCCUUCAAUGUGGUGCGGACUCGCUUUCGGGCGACAAGCUCGGUGGCCUCAACUUGACCAUGCACGGCCACGGGCGCUGCGUGCAGUACAUUCGCUCCAAGAACAUACCGCUCAUGCUCUUGGGUGGGGGCGGGUACACCGUGAAGAACGUUGCGCGCGCGUGGACGUACGAAACCGCAUGCGCGUUGGGAAUCGAGAACGACAUCGAUCCAAACCUGCCCUGGAACGAGUACUUCGAGUGGUUCGGGCCGCGGUACCGGCUCGAAGUACAGGAGAGCAACUUAGAGGAUUUGAAUCUGAAGGACGGUUCCCUCAACGAGAUUCGGUCGCGAUGUCUCAGGUACCUUUCAGAACUCGGUCCUGCGCCCUCAGUGCAGAUGCAGGACGUUCCAAGGGAAGGUCUCGGUGAACACCUCGGCCUCAAUGGCGUGCAUGCCCAUGCGCCCAUCGACGAUCUUGACGAGCGGCUUGCGCAACACGCCCGCAUGGUGUACGACAUUCAGAGCCAAUCCGACCAGACUGAUUCCGAGCAGGAAGACGAUGCAUCCGACGACGAGUCCCCGUCCCGCCGACGAGGCCGAUCUUCGCGCCGGCUGCGUAACGGCCGUCAGCGGAUGAGUAUUGUCACCUCCAAAUACUUCGACGUGCCCCGGCUCCCGCCCGAGUUCGAGCGCGACCUCACGCAUGAUGACGAUUUCGGGUGCGGUCACGAACCUUGGAAUGUGAGUAUAGGAAACGGGAAAAAGAGGCGGUUCUUUGAAAGCGGGGCAGAGUGGGACCCGGUGAAGAGGGUCAUUACGGAGCGCGCGAGGGCGGGCGUGAGGGUGUACGAGCACGCGCAAGUCGUGAAUGGCAUUCCGAAUGGGAUUGAGGUUGGUGUCCGGGAGAAGGAUAGAGACAGUCUGCAGGAAGAGGCUGAGGAGGAGUUGGAUGUUGAGCCGGAUCCGGAGGACGAGGAGUAG
This is a messenger RNA of Dichomitus squalens LYAD-421 SS1, 1749 nucleotides long. RefSeq lists its product as uncharacterized. The coding region runs from base 1 to 1749 and encodes 582 amino acids. The record is from RefSeq and is a predicted model, not a curated record. Gene Ontology annotation, molecular function: histone deacetylase activity. Lineage: Eukaryota; Fungi; Basidiomycota; Agaricomycetes; Polyporales; Polyporaceae. The transcript has 6 exons.